AUCUUCUUUCAAAGCGAAGCAUGUUAUGCACUGUUCAGUAACGUAACUACAGCAAGUCUGUCAGUGGCUUAAUGAUUUCUCUCUCGUCCCGGGUGCAGCAGGACGUAUGAUGAAGUGUUUUACCUGGAUCAUAUGCACUAUUGGUCUGAUUCUCUGUUCAGCUAAUCCAGACACAGCUACCAAACCUAAUUUUGUCCUAAUGAUGGUGGAUGAUUUAGGAAUUGGAGACCUUGGUUGCUAUGGGAACACAAGCCUUAGGACGCCUCAUAUUGACAGACUGGCCCAGGAAGGGGUCAAACUGACCCACCAUAUAGCUGCUGCUCCACUCUGCACCCCCAGCAGGGCAGCCUUCCUUACAGGCAGAUAUCCCAUCCGAUCAGGUAUGGUUGGGAAUGGCCGCAUGGGAGUGUAUCUCUUUUCUGCAUCAUCAGGUGGUCUUCCACGCGAGGAAAUCACCUUUGCCAGGGUUGCUAAAGAGCAAGGCUAUGCUACAGCUUUAAUUGGAAAAUGGCACCUGGGCCUUAACUGUGAGGACAGCGCCGACCACUGCCACCAUCCUAGCUCUCAUGGUUUUGAUCACUUCUACGGUACUAUAAUGACAAAUCUCCGGGACUGCCAGCCAGGACAUGGCUCUGUCUUCCAUCAUGCCCAUGUUCACAUUCCCUACAAGGCCAUUAGUAUUGGUCUAGCCUCCCUGGCUUUACUACAUUUUAAAGGGGUGAUAACUGUGCCCAGGAAAGUAGUUUUGGGUGUUCUAGUCCUGAUAGGGAUGGUGAUGGGUUUCUUUCAACUAAUGUUGUACACAUUUCCAAAUUUAAACUGCUUUCUCAUGAGGGGGGCGGAUAUUGUGGAGCAACCAUUUAUAUCAGAGAACCUCACACAGAGGAUGACCAACGAGGCGAUAGAGUUUCUGGAAAGGAAUUCAGAGAGGCCUUUCUUGCUAUUCUUUUCAUUCAUCCAAGUCCACACUGCACUUUUUGCAUCUCCUCGCUUCAGAGGCCAAAGCCAGCAUGGUCUCUAUGGUGAUGCUGUCAUGGAAGUGGACUGGAGUGUAGGUCAGAUCAUGCAGACCCUUGAGCGCUUAAAAUUGAAGGAAAACACACUAGUGUAUGUGACGUCAGAUCAGGGGCCACACCUGGAAGAGAUUUCCAUCCAUGGAGAAGUGCACAGGGGUUUUAGCGGCAUAUACAGAGCUGGCAAGUCAACCAAUUGGGAAGGUGGGAUUCGAGUACCUGGGAUUCUUUAUUGGCCUGGUGUCAUACCUGCAGGGAAGGUCAUUGAUGAGCCCACUAGCAACAUGGAUCUUUUCCCCAUGGUAUUGAAUUUAGCUGGUGCUUCUCUACCCAGCGACAGAGACAUCGAUGGCCAUGAUCUCCUGCCCCUGUUGCAAGGGAAAGUGAAACGCUCUGAACAUGAAUUUAUGUUCCAUUACUGCAAUGCUAACUUGAACGCUGUGAGAUGGCACCCAGCUGACAGCACUGCAGUUUGGAAGGCAUUAUUCUUUACACCCAACUUCUACCCAGAGAACAGCUCCGCCUGUUUCCACACUCAUAUCUGCUUCUGCGUUGAGCCUUUCAUCACGCACCAUGAUCCUCCGCUGCUUUUCGAUCUGUCAAGCGAUCCGUCAGAGAGCACCCCCCUGACUACAGACACAGAGCCCAAGUUCUUCUCUGUUCUAGAGACUAUGAGGGCAGCGGUAAGCCAUCACAAGCAGAGUCUGAAGCCUGUCCCAAUGCAGUUUUCCAGUGGAAACCUGAUUUGGAAACCGUGGCUUCAGCCUUGCUGCUCCUCUCUCAAUCAGCUUUGCAGUUGUGAACGAGAUUAUCAGACAGGGAAGAGUCAUGAGAUUCAAAGGGAAUAGACCUGAUUGGAGUUCAAAAUGACAGCUUUAUUGAAAUGAAUUAAAGUUGGAUUUAAUUUAUGUUGUGAAAAACAUUCCAUGGAACAUCGGAAGUAUAUCUUGUGUUUUUACUUUGAUUUAAAUAAAAAAGGGUGCAUUUGUAUCAUAGUGUCAGUCAUGCGAUUGAAGAGAAGAUUUCGGUGUAGGAAGCACGCGAGUGCAAGCGAGCAAGUGAGUUCUGUAUUCCUCCUAGUUUGGAGACCUGGUAUAUGAUCCUGAAUAUAGCACUGGAAAGUCAAGGGGUUUGUGAAGCAGUAAUUACUGCCUCUUUACUCACAAGCUUUGAAAAUGGGUGUCACAAGCCUGAAACGGGUAACAACUCAAUGCCCACUCUUACAGGAUUUGGUGCUUCUAGGUGUUUAAUGGGUUAUUUUUGGUAUCCAAUCUGUUUUGCUUAUUUUCACUUGUGACUAAUCAAGCUGCACGGAAUGAUUUACAUUCUCCAUGCCGUCAACAUCAUGAUCUUUGCGCUAAUUUCAUCACAUUUAAAAUGGUCUGUUUAAUGAAAUAAAAAGAUGUUUGCCUUUUUAUUUAAGAAGUGACUUUUGCUAUUAUGGUGGUCUAAAUGGCAUAAUUUGUCAACAUUUUUGGAACAUAUUUACUAAUCAUAUGAUCAGUUGUAUUCAUUUGUGUGAGGAAAAUUUCUCAUUUGAGUGUAUCAAAUCAUUAAGCUUUGAACAAGUGUUCACUAUUUGAGGAUGUAUGAUACACAAUUUCUGUUUAUUCAGGACUGUGAAUUGCAGAAGACAUUAAAAUUGGUUGUUACUUGGCUUGCAGAUAUAAUCAAAUAAAUUUAUUCUGAAUGAAAAUUGA
This is a messenger RNA of Triplophysa rosa, 2713 nucleotides long. RefSeq names its product steroid sulfatase (microsomal), isozyme S (gene sts). The record is from RefSeq and is a predicted model, not a curated record. The transcript is spliced from 10 exons. Gene Ontology annotation, molecular function: arylsulfatase activity. The coding region runs from base 107 to 1861 and encodes 584 amino acids. NCBI's taxonomy places the organism in Eukaryota, Metazoa, Chordata, Actinopteri, Cypriniformes, Nemacheilidae.